Messenger RNA from Dermacentor albipictus, 408 nucleotides. RefSeq names its product transcription factor SOX-1-like. The record is from RefSeq and is a predicted model, not a curated record. Gene Ontology annotation, biological process: cell differentiation; regulation of DNA-templated transcription; anatomical structure morphogenesis. NCBI's taxonomy places the organism in Eukaryota, Metazoa, Arthropoda, Arachnida, Ixodida, Ixodidae. Gene Ontology annotation, molecular function: RNA polymerase II cis-regulatory region sequence-specific DNA binding; DNA-binding transcription factor activity, RNA polymerase II-specific.
AUGCUCGUGGCAUACGUGAUAAUUGUGGGCCUCCUUGCGAUGCAACAGCCCUUCUAUGCCAUGGCCGUCAAUGCAGCUUUACAGCAACAGCAGCAGCACCACCACGGUUCUCCUGCUAUCGGUCCUGCAAGCGGCUCUAACCGCAGUGCUUGCAACUGCGGUAUCGGCGGCGGCAACAACGGCGGCGGUCACACGAAGCGGACCAUGAACGCGUACACGGUGUGGUCGCGCGCGCAUCGGCGCGAGAUCGAGCAGGAAAAUCCCGACAUGCUCUACAAGGAAGUAUCCCAGCGUCUGGGCGCCGCAUGGAAGCAGCUAAACGAGGACUACAAGCGGCCGUUCAUCGACGAGGCCAAGCGGAUACGCGAGCAGCACAUGCGGGACUGCCCGGACUACAAAAAGCCUUGA